Molecule: messenger RNA, 3236 nt
Organism: Toxorhynchites rutilus septentrionalis
Lineage: Eukaryota; Metazoa; Arthropoda; Insecta; Diptera; Culicidae
Gene: sax
Product: activin receptor type-1
Exons: 10
Coding region: 86-1819 (577 amino acids)
Biological process (GO): cellular response to growth factor stimulus; dorsal/ventral pattern formation; BMP signaling pathway
Cellular component (GO): BMP receptor complex; plasma membrane
Molecular function (GO): transforming growth factor beta receptor activity, type I; ATP binding; SMAD binding
Source: RefSeq, a predicted model, not a curated record
CACUGCCGCUGUCAAACAUUGAUAAUCUCCGUAUCGCGGAGGCAGCAUAGAAGAAAGAGCUACAAAAAGUGUAGAAAAAGUUAAGAUGGUGUUUGCAAAGUUCGGUUUUGUUUUGCUGCUAGCGUUUAAUCUCGCUGAAGGAGAUUCACACGGCAAAUUGCUUGAUGAAACGGAGGAAACUAUGGAUCUUGAGACGUACCAUCCCAAUCGUGAUCUUCCAAUACAAAACUCGAUCAUCUCUCAUCAAAGGAGGCACUCGAAAUCGAAGAGAAGAAUGAAGCGAAGGUAUAAAUGCUACAGCUGUGAGCCUCCUGACUGUGCGGACACUACGGCCCACGCGCAUCUCUGCCAGAACGCAAUCCAGUGCUGGAAGUCACGGAUCCGCGAUCAGUUCGGUCACGAGAGUGUUUCCCGUGGCUGCACGACGACACAUGAGCAGCUUCCGCUUUAUUGCAACCAGAAUCUGAUGAACAGCAAUGGACCGAAAAAGCGUCACGCCACGGGCACAUACAAUAUCGAGUGCUGCACUGGGGACUACUGCAACAAUGGCAGCUUUCCGAUGUUGCCACCGGUUGAUUAUCCAAACGAUGUUAUGAAGCUAGAAUCCUCAACAUAUGUAUUGAAGCUGGCCGGAGCCAUCCUAGGACCCAUCAUUUUGCUUAUGAUCGUGGGUGCGAUUGUACUGGUUUUGAUGCGCCGAACUCAUCACAAACGUCUCAUGGCCACGAGGAGUAAGCAUGACCCGGAGACAUACUACGCCAGCGAUGAAAUCCUCAGAGCCACAAGCGCCGGCGACAGUACACUGAGAGAAUAUUUACAACAUUCGGUAACGUCCGGCUCUGGCAGCGGUUUACCGCUGUUAAUCCAACGAACGCUCGCCAAGCAAGUCUCGCUGUGCGAAUGUAUUGGCCGGGGACGAUACGGAGAGGUGUGGCGAGGCAUAUGGCACGGGGAAAGUGUUGCAGUGAAGAUUUUCUUCUCUCGCGAUGAAGACUCCUGGAAGCGUGAAACGGAAAUUUACAGCACGGUCCUCCUCCGACACGAAAACAUUUUGGGCUACAUCGGAUCUGAUAUGACAUCCCGGAAUUCGUGCACCCAGUUGUGGCUCAUCACACACUACUACCCGCUGGGAUCGCUUUUCGAUCAUCUCAACCGUACUGUUCUGAGCCAUCAUCAGAUGGCCACCGUUUGUCUUUCGAUCGCCAACGGAUUGGUGCAUUUGCACACCGAGAUCUUUGGAACAGAGGGCAAACCAGCGAUCGCUCAUCGUGACCUGAAAACAAAGAAUAUCCUGGUACGUAUCAACGGAUCGUGCGUGAUAGCUGAUUUUGGCCUUGCGGUGACCCACAGCCAGACGACCAACAAGAUCGAUAUAAGCAACACGGCACGGGUCGGCACCAAGCGGUACAUGGCACCCGAAGUGUUGGAUGAGAGUGUCAACUUGGAAUGUUUUGAAUCGCUCCGGAAGGCGGACAUCUACGCGAUUGGACUGAUGUUCUGGGAAAUAUGUCGUCGGACGCUCUCGAAUGGUAUCGCCGAGGAUUACAAGGUACCGUAUUACGAUUGCGUGACAUCCGAUCCCAGCUUUGAAGAGAUGCGAAAAGUUGUUUGCGGCGACAAAUACCGACCAUCGAUACCCAACCGGUGGUCUUCGGAUCCGCUACUUUCCGGCAUGGACAAGCUAAUGCGCGAAUGCUGGCACGCCAACUCGAACGUCCGGUUGCCGGCGCUCCGAAUCAAGAAAACACUGCUGAAGCUGGUUAGUUCGGACGAGACGAUAAAGCUCAACAAUUACUACGAUGGCGAAGUUUGUGUUUGAUGAAGGCUAGCAAUGGCCCAAAUUCUAAGCCCCAUCCUGACUCGAACCAUAAUCAUUACAACAUCCAAGGGCGACAGAUGGAGUCGCACUAGACAGAGAGAAGGUAUCAAAAAUAACAAUAUCAUUUUUUGUCGUAAUUCAUGUUGGAUUUUCUCGGUAAGUGGGUGGAAGAAGCGAUAUGAGAACCGGUGCGAAUUAGUAUAUGCGAAUUGUUAUAUAGUAAUGAUGAUGGUGGGAAUUGAGCGUGUGAGAAGUAUGUUGUUUGUGUGAAUCAGAUGAUACGAAACGGAUACCUGUAAAUAUUUAUACAUUUACUAGAAUAGGAUCGUUACAAACACGAAUAGCUCUGUACUGAACAAUCCUUUUUUUUAGUUUGUUUUUUUUAACUUCAAAUAGUUUAGGCAGAGUGAGACAAAUUUUGGGUUUCAUUUCGUAUAAGAAAGUAAUAUUUGUUUGGUCAUUUUUGGCCUUUAUAACUCGCUGUCAAUUGAUGUUGGUGUACCUUUACUAAAACCAAAAUCUAAAGCGAUGAAAAAAUAAGGAGCAUCGAAUAAGAGGAAUACUCAUUCAAUAUUUGUGUGUGGGGCAGUACAAACCAAAUCUAAAUUUCUAAUUGACGAAAUUUUGCGUACGUUAGAAGAAACACAAAACUCAAUCGGAAAAAGGUUUACUCAGCAUCAAAUUCAUUAGUUUGCAACGUUUGUUUAUGCAGGACCAGUUUAUUUGAGUCAAACGUAACGGAUUUUUAUACUACACUAAGGAAUAAUAGGGUCAACGUGGUAAAAUACAAAACACACGUAUGGUCGGGAAAAAUUCAGUAUUAUUAACUGAAUAUAAUACGAUAACAAUAAGAUUGCUAUAAGUAAACUCUAAUAUUUACACAUUUCGAAGGAGAAGAGAGUUAGGCAAAAUACAACAGAAGAUAAAAAAAAAACAAUCAAAUGGCGAAAGCGAAUAAUUUCUUGUUCGCCUCCAAUUUACUGGUAAUUUAAAUAUUUUUGUUGCCUUUCAAAUUCGCAUUCCUUAAGAACUGAGUCGUGCGAAACAAAUUAAGUGCCAUUCAUCAAUAGAGAACGCUACGAUUUCACGUGUAGAUCGUACCUUUUUGCGAAUAAUAAAACUCAGUUCAUCCGGGAGGGAGCAUGAACGGGAAAUUUGUUGUUGUGUACAUAAUACUGUUAAGUAAUUGAAUAAUUUACUUCCCCGGUUUUUGAGCGCUGAAAGGGAUGCAAUUGAUUCGUUACGGUUCUAUAUACAUCAGUGUGUUUUUUUCUAACCUAUUUCAAUGAUAGCAAUGAAAUUGUAAUUUAUUACCGGCAGCAAAAGAUGGAAUGUUGCUUUCAUCAGUGAUGAGUUGAAAAGAAAAAGGAUAUUCUUUCUUUAUUUUGAGCAAUAAACGAUAGAUUUAUAUUUAGUU